UGUUGUCAUUGAAAACGAGCUAAAAGAGUCGAUGCAUUUAAUGAGUCUCACAGCUAGUUUACAGCCCUGCUUCAGUAACUUUGCAAAGGUUGCAGAUAAAGCAAGAAUUUUUGUCGACUCUCCAUACAAUUUUUGUGUGAGCGAACAAGGCAACAUGUACUCCUCCAAUGCUGCGACCGCUGCGACGGAUCUCAGCUAUCACUCGCUACCCAUAUCGCAUUCGGGGUCGUAUCAUGGACAUUAUACAUCAAGACACGAUUCGGACAGUCGAUUGAUGAAUUACCCCAUACAGACAGCUGCCUCGUAUCCCUCUUGGAACGGGCUGUCAAACAAUUCGGAAUGCACUUCCAACAGUCUCGCGACGUCCUCAUCACCAUCGGGUUAUCACAGUUAUAGUAAUGCAGUGUAUAGUUAUAAUAUGAACCUGAAUCAUUAUCACCAAGAUACUGAGCACCCCGCUGCCCAAGAAUAUCCCCAUAUUCAAAGAAACUUACAUCUACCAUCCGCAACAUGCCAAGCAGCUUACACGAACAGGGACAGCAUUGCCAACACAAGGGAGGCGACGGCACAUGUCCCCGUUUCAGAAACAAACGGAACUUCUAGCACACUGGGGAUUGAUAACGAAUCGCCCCCUCCUACCCUCACGAACCUUGAUAAUCCGCAAGUUAGCGGAGAGGCGGCUGUAUAUAGUUGGAUGAAAGUCAAGAGAAAUCCUCCAAAAACAGUCAAACCUGCAAACGAUUUUGGAGCAAUAUCAGCAAAUAACAACGGCAGAACGAAUUUCACGAAUAAACAACUUACAGAACUAGAAAAAGAAUUUCACUUCAACAAGUACCUAACUCGUGCAAGACGAGUGGAAAUCGCCUCGCAGCUUGGACUUAACGAAACACAGGUGAAAAUCUGGUUUCAGAACCGCAGGAUGAAGGAGAAGAAAAAAAUGAAGGAAUGUAUUUCGUCCAUCCACAUUUCCGGAUCCCCCGAGUUAAAAUCACACCUAGUCUAUACAAGCUAACAUUUUUGUAUAUCAUUCCUUUUGGACGUGAUGGAUAUUUCUUACAUGGAUUUUUGUCAGUUGUUGACCAUGUCUACCGGGAAUAAACAAAUUAUCAUCACGCGCUUACAACACAACGACUUGGUAUUCUCCAACUUGUCUCAAGACUAUCGAGAUUUUUUUUGUAUAAUAGAGUAACUGGACUUGUGAAAAAUGCAAGAUAUUACCGUUGGUCCAAGAACAGAGAGGUGAUGUGGUUUUUCCAAUAAGUUACUGUACUGUAGUACUAUUGCAGCCUUUGGUUAUUUAUUAUGAUUAUCCACAUGAGAAAAGCGCCCCCUUUAGCCGAUGCCAUCCAUGAACAUCAACCUGAUGUUUUGUGCUAGCCUAAAUACGUUUUGACUCUCGAAGCCUUUCAUACGAAAAGCAAUCGUAUGCAUCAAUGUCAGUAUGCCAACUUGAGGCAUAUGGUGAACGUAAACGUCUUCUCGUUUUAUCUAAAACCCGUUGCGAGUUGUUGACGGUGAACGUGGCGAAGCUGAUAAUGUUAACGAGCAUUCUACGACAUCGUGCUAUAGAGGGACGAUGCCACGAACCGUGUUAUUAAAGAUAUAUUCAUAACUUAUCUUAUUCAUAUCGUACCUCAAUCUGUUUGUUAAUCAUUGCUUGCAAUGUAAUUAUAUGUUUAUUUCAAUAUAUUUAUUAUAAUAAAUUAAUUCGCUUCAAGCUGAGAUUAUUAGGCCUAUUAUUGGGUCUGCUUUUAUUAUUAUUAUUAUUAUUAUUAUUAUUAUUA
Molecule: messenger RNA, 1784 nt
Organism: Anneissia japonica
Lineage: Eukaryota; Metazoa; Echinodermata; Crinoidea; Comatulida; Comatulidae
Product: homeobox protein Hox-A1-like
Exons: 2
Coding region: 32-1012 (326 amino acids)
Biological process (GO): regulation of transcription by RNA polymerase II
Cellular component (GO): nucleus
Molecular function (GO): DNA-binding transcription factor activity, RNA polymerase II-specific; RNA polymerase II cis-regulatory region sequence-specific DNA binding
Source: RefSeq, a predicted model, not a curated record